Hippocampus zosterae (dwarf seahorse) is the source of this 2334-nucleotide messenger RNA. RefSeq names its product potassium channel subfamily K member 2-like. Gene Ontology annotation, biological process: potassium ion transmembrane transport; stabilization of membrane potential. Gene Ontology annotation, molecular function: potassium ion leak channel activity; outward rectifier potassium channel activity. Lineage: Eukaryota; Metazoa; Chordata; Actinopteri; Syngnathiformes; Syngnathidae. The transcript is spliced from 8 exons. Gene Ontology annotation, cellular component: membrane. The record is from RefSeq and is a predicted model, not a curated record.
AUGAUGAGCCACAUGCUGCUUCACCACCCAUGUCGUAGCCUGUCAUUUCCAUGUAUGGGACUGCACCAGCACAUCGUCGACCCGACCGUGCAGCACACACGCACGCACAGUCAGCGUACUCCAGCGUUGAACGCAGACGACAAAAAGUCCUCCAGCAUCAGAUCCAACGGGCUUCCCCGACACCUGGAUGGAUUUGACGGAGGACAUUUCCCGCCCUCCCGCGGCACUUCGGCGUGUCUAGCAGGUGUGGAACAUCAUGUCCUACCCGCAUUUGUCUCUCGGCCGGAGACGACACGCCGGAGGAGCCAUGUGGAGCGCGCCCACGUCCGUCACGCCUGGCAAAAAUCAUCAACAACUCCAGUGAGGAAGAGGAGGAGCAGGAGGAGGACGAGGAGAUAGGGGGAGGGGUGGGGGGGGGGGAACCGAGGCACUUUGUCAAAGAUAAGAUCUGUCGAGGAGGGAACCAAGAAGAGAGGAGAUGGUCGAAGAAUGGCCGCACCUGAUCUCCUUGACCCCAAGUCUGCCGCCCACAAUUCCAAGCCCCGCCUGUCGUUCUCGGCCAAGCCGGUGGUGCUGCCGUGCGACGAGGAGGACGAGUGCGGCGGCGCCCGCGCCACCGUCAUGCGUUGGAAGACCGUGUCCGCCAUCUUCUUCCUGGUGGUGCUCUACCUGGUGAUCGGCGCCACCGUGUUCCGCAAAUUGGAGCAGCCGCACGAGAGCUCCCAGAAGAUGGCCAUCUUGGCCGAGAAGCUCGAGUUCUUGGCCGUGCAUGGCUGCGUCAACUCCUCUGAGCUGGAGGAUCUGGUCAAGCAAGUGGUUUCCGCCGUCCGAGCAGGUGUGAAUCCCUCGGGAAACUCCUCCAACCAGACGAGCCUUUGGGACCUCAGCUCCUCGUUCUUCUUUGCCGGCACUGUCAUCACCACUAUCGGGUUCGGCAACACCUCCCCUCACACGGAAGGCGGGCGGAUAUUCUGCAUUAUCUACGCUCUGAUGGGGAUCCCCCUCUUUGGUUUCCUGUUGGCGGGCGUGGGCGACCAGCUGGGCACCAUUUUUGGCAAGGGGAUCGCCAGAGUGGAAAAGAUGAUAGUGAAGUGGAAAGUCAGUCAGACCAAGAUCCGCAUCAUCUCCACCUUGCUGUUCAUCCUGUUCGGCUGCCUCAUCUUCGUAGCGCUGCCGGCCGUCAUCUUCAAGCACAUCGAGGGCUGGAGCACGCUGGAGUCCAUCUACUUCGUGGUCAUCACGCUCACUACCAUCGGAUUUGGAGAUUUCGUCGCCGGGGAAAAAGGAGGAUCCGAGAGCCCGGAGUACCUCAAGUACUACAAGCCGGUGGUGUGGUUCUGGAUCCUGGUGGGUCUGGCCUACUUUGCCGCCGUGCUCAGCAUGAUCGGGGACUGGUUCCGUGUCAUCUCCAAGAAAACCAAGGAAGAGGUGGGCGAGUUCCGGGCUCACGCCGCCGAGUGGACGGCCAACGUGUCGGCCGAGUUCAAAGAAACCCGACGGCGGCUGAGCGUGGACAUUUAUGACCGCUUUCAGCGCGCCGCGUCCAUCAAGCGCAAACUGUCCUCGGAGCUGGGCAUCAAUGCCUCCAUGAACCAGGAAAUGACGCCGGGCAAACGAACGCUGUCGGCCAACCUCGGCGAGGACCGCGAGGCGUACGCCAACUUGGCUCUCUCCCUCUCGCCGGGGUCCCUGACCAGAAAUGGCAGCCUCUUCCUUAACGGCCUCAGCCCAGACUUUGCCCACCGGCUGGAGGUUGCUGUUGUUGAAAAUCCCAAAUGAGGCCGAAAAAACACAUUUCUGCACUAGUUCAUAUCAAGAAGGUAGUGUGAUGUUUACAAGCUUCCUUCAUCAUUUCUGUGCCAAUACGGUCAGCUUAGACAUUUUCUCAUAAGAGGUAAGUAGGAAAUUGUACAAAAAGUAAAAAGGUGGUGCAUCCUACAUGGCCACAAACAUGGCCAGCAUGAGGGAAAUCACUCCACAAAUAUUGGAUUUGGAUUGGAUUGGAUAAACUUUAUUGUUAAAUGGACAUGUAUGUGCACCAUAUGGGCGCCAUGCAUUAAAUUAUUCCCCCCAAAAUGGCCGACAUGAUUCCAGACACUCCACAAACAUGACAGUUUGCCGAUAAACACACAUUUAAUUUAUGGUCGACACGCUACAAUGCAGUCCGCAAACAUGGCCGCCACGCCUGAUCCACACAUUCCACAAAGAUUGCCGCCGCAUCUGAUACAGUGAAACUCUUCUACAACGAAAUCAUGUUUGCAGCAAAAAAAUUUCACAACAGGGGGGUUUUCACUGUAGCAAAUUUGAUAUCAGAUGUAAACACACACACACACG